Molecule: messenger RNA, 885 nt
Organism: Fusarium redolens
Lineage: Eukaryota; Fungi; Ascomycota; Sordariomycetes; Hypocreales; Nectriaceae
Exons: 3
Coding region: 1-885 (294 amino acids)
Source: RefSeq, a predicted model, not a curated record
AUGUCAAGAACGAAUACCUUCUACAGCCUCGGCGUAAUGCCUGCAUUGAUGGGGCUGGGGCAUCUGGCUCCAGCGAUAGGUGCUAUACAAACUGCAACCGGCUCGUAUCACUUUCCAGCGAGGCUACUCGGGCUCAUUGGUACCAUAUCAGCUGUUGUCGACUCCAUGGACACAUACAAGGAUCUCUCGUCAUCAAACCGACCUGCCAAGUGGAUAUGGAACCUUUGGGUAUAUGGUCUCUGGACCAUCGUCCUAGCCUGUACUGCAACAUUGGAUCUUCAUACUAUACAUGAUAUAUAUCGUGUCCUACCUCUUGGCUUGGCUUGGGGGAUCCCUUGCGUACCACUGUACUCGAUCUCGAAGGGGUGGAUUCUAAGCAAACCCAAGACUCUGCUCUUUGAGGCAAAGUCUUUGGUCGUUGCCUUCUGUAUGGCAACUGUUUGUGCCGAAGCCAGUAUGGCCUACUGCUGUCGACAAGAUGAGUUCCAAUGUGCGGACAGAGAUUUAAGGGCAAGAAGCUUUUAUCUCGCCGUCUUGUAUCAAUUCUUCCGUGAGACUUCAUGCGACAUUAGAGAUAUUCCGGAAGAUACUAAGGAGGGUCUCAAAACAUUGCCAGUCAAGCUUGGCAAACAGAACACGAUACUACUCCUGGCUACGGUAGGCGUUCUAGCCGAAUCGAUCCUCACCCACGGUAUCGACAUAACAACGACAGGAAUUAUCGUGAAAGCUCCACUUAUUGCCCGUGCUUUCUUACGAGUUGGUCUGACAAUGGCGGCGUAUUGGCAAGUCUUAAGGUUCCCUAGGCAAAACUCAUGGGCUUGGGGAUCUAUGUCGCUUCUGGGAUUGACUCCAGUGUUAUUUGCACAAGCUGCUCUUCGUGACUGA